Postia placenta MAD-698-R-SB12 is the source of this 1574-nucleotide messenger RNA. RefSeq lists its product as hypothetical. The coding region runs from base 57 to 1574 and encodes 505 amino acids. The record is from RefSeq and is a predicted model, not a curated record. NCBI's taxonomy places the organism in Eukaryota, Fungi, Basidiomycota, Agaricomycetes, Polyporales, Adustoporiaceae. The transcript is spliced from 4 exons.
CAUAACCCUCGUAAUCAUACUAACAUAUAGGCUCAUUGUCGUGGACGUCGUCGGACAUGAGGAUCAUCGCGUUCGAAACGAGAUCGCCCCAAAGCCUACAUCCGCCAGCUCGCCCAAGACAAUUGCCGAGCUUGUUGAAUUCCGGCGUGCUUGGCGGAGCGAGUGCCUCAGAUGGCGCGUCUCUACCCACUUCAGUAACAGGAGCCACUGCGACUGCGUCCUCAGGCCCAUCUGCUGCCACUGCUUCGGCGAGUGGAACCACGGGCAACAGCGCAGCCUCUGCAGAACCUUCAGGACCAUCAGACCCGCCCUCGAGCACGCCGUCCUCGACGGCGUCGUCUACAGCGACAAGCGAUGCGAGUACUGCCAACCAGAGCUCCUCAUCAAGCUCGUCCGAACAGACUUCGACGACAUCGUCUUCGACAUCGUCGUCCGCGUCUACGGGCUCUUCAACACAGUCGUCCUCCAGUACUUCCUCCAGCAGUAUAUCUUCGUCUACUUCAUCGUCGACCAGCGCUAGUACUACGCCAUCUACCUCAUCCCCUUCAUCCACCUCAUCCACCUCAUCCACCUCGACAUCUUCAAGCCUAUCGUCUUCAAGUUCGUCGUCGUCGACCUCAUCCUCUGCGGCUCCGACCGUCACAAACACCCUCCCCAUGACCACAUUCACCAGUGCUGUAGUGACCACGAUCAAUGGUGUGCGAACAACAACCGAUAUCCCCUUCGUGACCACGCUCAGCAUGCCCUCUGCCAGCAUGGCCCCCUCCAGCAACCAUGCGAUCAUUGCCGGUAGCGUCGUCGGUGUCGCUGCAUUCAUCGUCCUCUCGCUCGCUAUGGCCGUUUGCUAUCGCAGACACCAACAGAAGAAGCCCAUAUUCUUCCGCCGUUCCCGUCCCCCGCCACGCAAUAUGCUUCUCGCCGGUGAGGACAUGGACGAUUAUGACCUCGGCCCGCCCAUGUCCUCCUACCGCGAUACCCCCGGCACUGGCUCCGUGCCAUCCCUUGCUUCGCGUGCGACGUCCUACAACGCCGGCUCUCUCCAAGGUGCACCUCUUGUUCCUCCUGCUCCCUUCGCCGACCAGGGCCGUGUUUCGUACUCCCCACACCUCAUGGGUAUGCGCACCUCUGAGUCUGGCUCGAUUUUCCAGGAGGCCGUCUGGCCUCCCCCGCGUUCAGCGCUUGUAGACCCGCUUCUGGCGUCCUCGGAAGACCUCUCACACAUCGUUGACGACGUUAUGGGUCCCGCCAACCCAUCGGGCGGAGACAACAGCCCGAGCUUCGGUGGCGGCGCUGUGCGCUCUCCUGGGUCAGUCGCUGCUGCCGGACAGUCGACGCACGCGCGCGCACCCUCGGAGGACCCGCUCAUGGGCGGCGAGCUCGAGUCGCCCUCGCACUCGCCACGAACACCCACGUGGCGCAGUCCGCUCUUUGUGACAAACAUGGGUUCCGAGACCGCGUCCGUACGCACGGCAGCCAGCCCACCGCCCGGCGCGCGCAGCCGGUUCUCGCAGGGGCAAUCUCGUCCAAGUCAUGAUGAUGAGGGAGGCACGUACGCCAUGGGUGAGGCACUCUAG